This is a messenger RNA of Drosophila obscura, 6337 nucleotides long. Its product is annotated as Down syndrome cell adhesion molecule-like protein Dscam2. The transcript has 26 exons. NCBI's taxonomy places the organism in Eukaryota, Metazoa, Arthropoda, Insecta, Diptera, Drosophilidae. The record is from RefSeq and is a predicted model, not a curated record. Gene Ontology annotation, molecular function: protein binding.
AUAAUCGGUAAUAUUAUAACAGGCAUGAAAAAUGUGUUUCCCUCGUUUGAUAUAUAUUGUUGUUAUUAAUUACUGACGAGCUGGACUAAUAUGAGACGUACAGUAAAAAAGGCUAGCAGAAAUUCAAGUGGUUAUUUCUAACGAAGAAAUAUAUAUCCGAAGCGGUUGCAAAAAUGGGUUGGACAUUUAUAUCUUUUUUAAGCUGCUUACCACUAGUAUUUUCUUUUCCUGAAACUGAUGUCUCAAGCUUUUUCGAUACACAAGGACCUAGUUUCUCAAUCGAACCUCCUGGUAGAAUCGACUUUAUGAACAAUGCGGGAAACACAGUCGAUUGUGCUGCUACUGGAAACCCCCCACCAAUUAUUCAGUGGCUCGAUAAAGAAAAUAAUCCUAUUUCAUCAAUUUUUAAGACUCGUCAUAUUUUGGCUAAUAGCUCCCUAUAUUUUCAACCUUUUGCUGCUGAAGAGUUCCGUCAGGAUGUACAUUGGUCAAUCUAUCGUUGUUCUGCCAGUAACAGUGUAGGAACCAUUAUAUCCAAAGAUGUUGUGGUCAGAGCUGUGGUUUAUCAACGUUAUGAACCUGAAGUACAAAAUCCCGGUGGAUUUCUUGGCAGCAAUGUACUUAUAAAAUGUACAAUUCCCUCGUUUGUAAAAGAGUAUGUAACAGUAACAUCGUGGCUACAAGAGCCGAAUUUCAACAUUUACCCAUCACUUGAAGGCGAUGGAAAAAAUCAUAUGUUGCUAACUGGGGAGCUAUUGGUUUAUAACAUAACAAAAAGUGAUGCCCAAAAAGUAUAUCGCUGUCGCACACAUCAUAAGUUAACGCAAGAUUCCGUAGUGAGCAACAACGUCGGAAAAAUUCAACUAACGGAAAUGCGUGAACUUGUUCCUCCAAUUAUGAAUGAAAAAACUACUAAGCUGAUGAUCAGAGCAGGAGAUCCAUUAGUAGUUGCAUGUGUGGCAUAUGCAAAUCCAAAACCUACCUACAGAUGGCAUACAAACCGUGCAAGUACUGAGGAUUCAAUCCAGCAUAUGCUGGCUACUGGAAGGGCUAAGACAAAAGAUGGUACUCUUAUUAUAUCGGCCGUUAUAAAAGCCGAUAAUGGUGUUUUUUUUUGCACUGUGACAAAUUCAGAGGGAACCGAAACUUUCAAAGUAGAUUUAUCUGUAACAUCUGCAUUAAGCGCAAGCAUACAGCCCGUCGUACAGACAGUUAGUCUGGGUCAUACUGCUGAUUUAGUUUGCAGUAUAUCUGGAUUUCCAAGACAAAAUGUUAUUUGGAUGAAAGAUGGUGGUACUUUACGCACAGGUUCUCGUGUCCGACUCUUAUCCAAUGAGCGUAUUCAUAUCUUGUCUAUCGUAAAGGAGGAUAAAGGAAUGUAUCAAUGUAUUCUGAAAAACGAUUUUGAAUCAACACAGAGCUCCGCUGAAUUAAGAUUAGGAGAAGUUGCCCCUCAGUUGCUCUACAAAUUCAUUGAGCAAACUAUGCAGCCAGGUCCAUCCGUAUCAUUAAAAUGCAGCGCUAGUGGAAAUCCGACACCAAAAAUUGUGUGGUAUGUGGAUGGGUUUCCUUUGCCUAACAAUGAAAGACUUAUGAUCGGUCAAUAUGUGACCAUGUUUGGUGAUGUUAUAUCUCAUGUAAAUAUUACGGCAGUAAAGUCAGAAGACGGAGGAGACUAUGAAUGUAGAGCUCUCUCAAAGGCUGGAGUGGCAUCGCACUCUGCUCGCCUCAAUAUAUAUGGAAUGCCGUACAUACGUCAUAUGCCAAAGCUUUCGGCAGUUGCUGGAAAGGUUUUUACACUCAAGUGUCCUAUAGCUGGAUACCCAAUCGACACAAUUAACAUUGAAAAAGACGGCAUAAGGUUACCUAUCAACAUAUGACAGCGUAUUCAAAACGGAACCCUAACUAUUGAAAAUGUGCAGCGCGGUGCGGAUCAGGGCACCUACACUUGUAUAGCUCGGAAUAAGCAUAAUUAUACUUCUCAGCGGUCCGUUGAAGUUCAAGUUUUAGUUCCGCCCAAGAUUACACCAUUCUCAUUCGCACGCGAUCUGAAUGUCGGCGACCGUACAAGCAUUCAGUGCGUUAUUGGCACCGGGGACCUGCCGCUUUCAUUCACGUGGCUAAAGGACGGGCAUCUUCUGCAAGCAACCGCCUCAUCCGAUGGUGUUAGCGGUGGGCUUAGUGGUACCGGUGGCGCUGCUGUUAUGAGUUCUGGCUUUGUAUCAACCUCAUCCAUCUCUUCCUCCUCACCGACAACUUUUCAACAACAAUAUGAACACAUCGUUUCGAAUGAAAAUGGUCGUAGCGGUGGUGAAGGUAGUGGCCUAGUGACAAUUCGCCAAAAUGAUGAUUUCACCAGUGCCCUAAGCAUCACAAGUGUGACGUGGGCCCAAAGCGGCACGUACACAUGUCGCGUUCAAAACGACGCCGCAACUGUAACGCACUCUGCACAGCUAAAAGUUAAUGUACCGCCAAGAUGGGUCCUAAAACCUGCUGACCAAGAUGCAAUACUGGGUAAUUUAGUCAUAAUGUCAUGUAAUGCUGAUGGGUUUCCUGAGCCUACCCUUCAAUGGAAGCAAUCUAUCGGAGACUCCGGGGAAUAUCGAGAAUUGAAUUAUGGAAUUAGCAAUGGAAACUCACACUCUGUUAUAGAGACCUACGCCAAUGGUUCACUAAUUAUAUCCAAGGUCGGACGAGAGCACGAGGGAAACUAUUUAUGUCAGGCAAACAAUGGAAUUGGAGUAGGACUGAGUACACUAAUAAAAUUGACGGUUCAUGUGGGUCCUUCGGUAACUGUUUCAAAAAAAAUGUUUACCAUACGACGCGGUGAUCGCGUAACAAUAGCCUGUGAAGCAACUGGAGAUCGGCCGUUGGAAAUGUCCUGGAGAGCCAAAGCUAAUAAAAUUGAUCCUUCCUAUGAUAUACGAUAUCACAUAAAAAAUUCCCCUUUAGCUUAUGGAGUUUUAUCUGAACUAACAAUAUUACAGACGGCUCUUACUGAUAGAGGAGAAUAUUCAUGCAUUGCCAACAACGCCUACGGCCAUGAUAGAUCUGUCGUACAUUUGCAGGUUCAAGAACCACCAACUUUUCCUGUUAACUUACACGUUAUGGAUUUGGGAAGCCGUUCUGUAACAAUGGCAUGGUCGCCAAAUGAUCAGGAUUCAGUAAUUUUAGGUGGUGGUGGAGGAAACAACCGAGACUCUCAACCAAUAUCAAAUUACAUAUUACAAUAUAAGAAGUCAGGAGAUGUUUGGCAUGAACAUAAUAACCAAAAGCUUAUACCUGGGGACAGAACUACUGCACAAUUAGGGUCACUGAAGCCAGCACAGUCAUAUCACAUUCGUCUGUAUGCAGAAAAUCAUUUAGGUACAAGUGCUCCAAGUGAUGUUUUGUUCUUUCAAACUGAUUCGGAAGUACCAUCUGCACCUCCUCAAGAUGUAACUGCUGAACCUUUGGGAUCGCAACAGCUACUGAUAACAUGGCGUGCUCCUGUGCGGGAUACCUGGAAUGGGGAAUUGUUAGGUUAUACCAUUACAUAUCAAAAACAUAACUCCCAAAAUAGGUUAAAAAAUAAUACGAAGGUUAGUAGCUUAAGAACAGAAGGUCUAAAUGACUUCCGCUUGAUCGAAUUGGAAAAGUAUACGCAAUAUGCAAUUACAAUAUCAGCCUAUAAUGUAAAAGGUGAUGGGCCCCCAAGCGAAGUAGCACUAGGUCAUACAUUAGAAGACGCCCCCUCGGCAAGCCCCCAAUCCGUGUCAUGCAUUGCCCUAACUGCACAAAAUAUUCAAAUAUCUUGGCAGUCCCCACCCAAGGAAUUAAGUCAUGGAAUUAUUCAAGGAUACAAGAUAUUCUAUGAACCAGUAUAUUUGGAAAACGAGUACAACGGACGAGAAACUAAGAUUACAUCAGCUCAGAGCACUGUACUUCAUGGACUCCAUCCGUUUACAAAUUACAGCGUUAAGGUUUUGGCUUUUACUCGUGCUGGUGAAGGUAAUUUAAGUCCUGCUGUAUCGUGUAUGACUGAGGAGGCAGUUCCUGAUGCACCAGAACGUGUUAAAUCGAUUGUGAGUACUGAAUCCUCAGUAAUUAUUAGCUGGCUUUCACCACGACGGCCCAAUGGGUUGAUAACUAAGUAUAAUGUAUUCAUAAGAGUACUUGAAAAGGGUCAGGAACUAAAAAUUCUAAAGGAGGUUCUUCCAGCCCAUAAUCGGCAUUUCGAAGCCAAAGACUUAAAUAUGAAAGAAGUAUAUGAGGCUUGGGUGACAGCUUCCACUAGAGUGGGCCAAGGUCCUAGCACACCAGUUAUUAAACUAAUACCCAAUACGCUAGUACCAGCAGCUAUAAUUUCAUUUAGUCAGACACUGAGUGUUAGUUGGAGAGCCGAUAUUAAAUUGACAUGCGUCUUUGUGGGUCACCCAAAAGCGACGGCAGAGUGGAAGGUUUUAAACACUCGUUUAAAAAAACAUAUUCGCAUGGAAGUAAACAAUGACAAUACAUUGAGUCUCCGGAACAUUCAACGGCCUAACGAAGGAAAUUACUCCUGUGUUGUGAGAAACCCGAUUGGUUCUGACCAUAUAACAUAUCAGCUAUUUGUACAAGUGCCGCCUUCAGCUCCAAUAGUCUCCGUAAAUUCGGUUCACAAAAACUCAGUAUCUGUACAAUGGAGAGUAGAUGAUAUUGGUGGUGCACCGUUGAAAGGCUUCACAUUGACUUUCAGACGCGAGCCUGCCGAAUGGGAGGAACUACAAUUGGAUCGCCGUAUUAACUCUUACGUCUUAGAGAAUCUUCAAUGCGGAACAAGAUAUCAGUUCACAAUCAAUACAUAUAAUAGAAUAGGCACGAGUCCUUCUAGCGAAGUAGAAUCAGUAAAAACAAAAGGGGGUAAGCCCAUUGCGCCGACGGCUCAGAGUUUUAUUCGUUUGAAUACAACAUCGAUUACAUUGGAUCUAUCUUCGUGGCAAGACGGUGGGUGCCCCAUACUGUAUUUCAGUAUAGAAUUCAAGCUGCAUGAAUCUUCUACUGAAUGGAUAAUAGUUUCUAACAAAAUUGAAACAAAUGCAAGAUACAAUAUAGGCGACUUAGACCCCGGAACUGCAUAUAACUUACGAGUGACAGCCCACAACAAUGGCGGAUCCACUCAAAAGGAGUUCUAUUUUAAAACAUUAGACUUCGUAGAGAUAAAAAAUGAAUUGGGUCGUGCAGAGCUGCCCAACGUCCAUACUGUAUUCAGCGAUGCUCAUCUUUUAGCUGUAAUUGUGUCCUCCAUUUUUGGAACUAUUCUCGCAUUAAUUGGAGCUUUAAUAUGCUUUAAAAAUUAUCCUCGCAACGGAUUUGCGAGUAACGAGAUCUCACUGAGGUCCCCUAGAGCCACAGAAGGCAAGGGUAUUCAACCCCGAGAACACUUCUAUGGUACGGUACGAAAAUCUUGUCAACAAUCUCCUCCUGAAUCAGUUAUCGGACUCGAACGCAUACCAGAAUACUCAGAAGAUAUAUAUCCUUACGCAACAUUUCAUUUACCAGAGCAUGAAAACCAAUCGGGGAAUAUCUCACUAAGUCAUACAGGAAAAUCAGUAAACUAUGACUCUCGAUUAGCGGAUGAAAGUACCUUAUGUAGCUCUGGGACAAAAGUAAAAAGGUCUGCUUCAACCAGUAUGAGCGGCGCCAACGCAAACAUAGAGGGUUGUGAUGAAUAUAAUCACUUAAAUACUGAAAAGAGACAAAAGCGUCGAUCAAAUAUAAUAAAGUCUGAGUCAGAAGAAUAUGACAGUUUGAAUAGCGACAGCGAGCUAAGUGGCGAGCGCGUCAAACAAGAUUGUCGAUUUUCUCAUGAAGCAUCAGGUGGUGAGGAUAGUGGAUUUACAGUUUACAGUCGUCUAAAUACUCUUAAUCAAAACCAAAAACCAAUACGAUAUAGGAAUGGCCAUCUGUUCCAUUGACAUUUGUUCUGUUUUAAAAAAGUGUAACAGCAGGCUUUCUCGGUUGGUUUCAAAAAUUCUAUUACCAUGACUUAAAUACACUGCUUAUUGUGCUAUGACCGAAGACUUAGCUAACUGACUAGUUGGAAAAAUAGAGAUAGCCGUGGGAAAUUCCUGCAGUCAGAGUGAGAGAUGCUUCAAGCUGGCUUUCCAGUUGACGCAGCAAAAUUGGCCAAAUCUAAUGUCAUAACACUAUAAAACACAAGUCACUCACCAUAUCGAAAUCGCGCACUAUUGAUCUAGCUAUUUGAUUAAAGACACCCAUAAAAAUACAUAAAACAAUUAGAAUCUUACAUACCUAUAAAGCUUGUUCAAUUAGUGAUUAACCAUCAUCCAAAUAAUUUAACAUUAUAAAUUUUAAG